Neocloeon triangulifer is the source of this 1868-nucleotide messenger RNA. Its product is annotated as BTB/POZ domain-containing protein 1-like. The transcript is spliced from 6 exons. Bases 234 to 1622 code for a protein of 462 amino acids. NCBI's taxonomy places the organism in Eukaryota, Metazoa, Arthropoda, Insecta, Ephemeroptera, Baetidae. Gene Ontology annotation, cellular component: cytosol; P-body. The record is from RefSeq and is a predicted model, not a curated record. Gene Ontology annotation, biological process: neurogenesis. Gene Ontology annotation, molecular function: protein binding.
ACGUUUCAUGUGUCAUCUCACGCGACACCCAACAUUACCAUUAUGAGACAUUCUCUGCCUGUGCUCCGAGUAAAGAAGUGCGUUUAUUCUUUCUUUGUAGGAUAAAAAAAAGUGGUAUUUUAGUUGCAAAUUGUGUUUAUUGAUAUAUUUUUAAAUAAUAUCCAGCAACCCCAUUCCUUGUAUGAACAGCAAAAGGCCUUACCAUAGAAGUUCGAAAUCUUGCGUCUAGGAAAAUGGAAAACUCGGGAAAUAAUUUGAAAACGGAAGAAUGGCAACGAACUGGGGAUUUGUGUACUGAUUAUCUUCAUCUCUACUUAUCAUCUAUUAUGUAUGAUGUUACAUUUCGAGUGGGAGAUGCACGGUCGAAAAAUUCAUACCAAAAGAUCUUCCAUUGCCACAAGUUAAUUUUGUCUGCGGCAAGCAAAGUCUUUCAAGCAAUGUUUUAUGGUUACUUUCAAGAGGCAAACAAAGGACCUGAUGAUGAAAUUCUGAUUGAUGACUCUGAACCAGAAGUUUUUGAUGCAGCAAUGAGGUUCAUCUAUGGUCGGCAAAUAGAAGUUUUUACAAUUGAAGACAUUGCUGCCAAGGUUUAUAAGUUUGGAAACAAGUGGCAAAUUGGCAGUCUUGUAAAGGCUUCGGAGAGAUUUUUGGUGGAACCUUCACCUGAAAAUGUUGCCUUAAUUUAUGACAUUUUUAAGAUGGUUGGGAACGAAGUCGGCGCGAAAAGGUGCUUGAAGGUGAUCGUCAUGAAUACAAACGCAGUGCUGAAUAGUCCUCAUUGGUGCAAUAUUUCAGAAGAACAAUUGAUGGAUAUUUUAAGUCAGAAUGAACUCGACAUCAGCUGUGAAUGCGAUUUACUAGAAGCCCUAAUUCAGUGGGGAUUGGCAAAGGUGAAUGCAGAGGGCAAUUGUGAAAUUUCACAUGACCAAGUGAGAUCAGUCAUCAAUAAACCUCUUCAAAAGAUCCGCUUCCUUUCCAUGGGACAUCAAGAUUUUGCAAAAUUUUGCAUGAAGAAUAAAAACAAUAUUUUCUCAUCUAGUGAGAAACUUGACAUAAUGACGAGUUUGUCACUCAAAUCGCCAGAAAGCUUGCCCAAGGAUUUCAGCAAAGAGGACCAAUCACGGUCUAUUUUUGACAAAGCAAUCAUAUUUGACCUGAAAACACGGUACAAUGACAAAAGUAUUGUGUAUCCUAAUGUAUUUAAAUUCAGUAUUGACAAAGACGCUCGGCUAUUAGGAUUUAAAUUUCUGUCAUUUGAAGACAUGCCGAUUAAUUUCAAACCCAACGCGUUGUACACUUUAUUUGAGUUGUUAGAUGGUUAUAAAUGUAAUGAAAACUUUGACGAAAGUAAGUGCUCAAAAAUUUGUGAAGGUAACACUGUCGAUGAUUAUGAUGAGAUUGAGGAGGUUUGCAGGUUUAGGAAAUCCCCUGUCAUUGCCAAUUAUAAAAAAUAUGCAAUUCGGGUAAAAUAUUUUAAUGUAGAUUGCACUUCUCUAUCCGAGCACAAAUAUAAAAAGUAUGAUAUUUUGAAAGGGGAUAUUCUAUUUCUUGUGCUCUCCAAGAGUUGUUCCGCUGGCAUAGGUGCUUUAUUAUUCCUUGAAAUGCCUAGGCCUGAAAACUGAACACAUCCUUUGACCUGGUUUACCAAAAAAUAUGGUCCAGGUUUUUUUGAUCAUCGCGGUUUAAUGUAUCUAAAUUAGAAACAAAGAGCAGAAAAAAGUUAUAAUUUAAUUUAGUCAGUUGAGUGAUUGGAAAUUAAUUUAUAAGCAAAGAAUAUCUAUUAUGAUAAUCUACAUAAUGUAUUGGAGUAAAAUAAAUAUAUUUAUUAACAUAAAAUCAGUCAUUUCCAAAGUUUUUCUCUUCAUUUU